This is a messenger RNA of Toxorhynchites rutilus septentrionalis, 1807 nucleotides long. RefSeq names its product odorant receptor 4-like. The record is from RefSeq and is a predicted model, not a curated record. Gene Ontology annotation, cellular component: plasma membrane. Lineage: Eukaryota; Metazoa; Arthropoda; Insecta; Diptera; Culicidae. The coding region runs from base 36 to 1268 and encodes 410 amino acids. Gene Ontology annotation, molecular function: odorant binding; olfactory receptor activity. Gene Ontology annotation, biological process: detection of chemical stimulus involved in sensory perception of smell; sensory perception of smell. The transcript has 8 exons.
GCUGCCAGGAUUCGUUCCCUCCACAUGCUGGCGAGAUGCCACGUUAUAUCAGCUUCGAGCAGACGUUUGCUGUGACAGUGAAAACAUUGAAAAUAAUUGGAUUUCCAUCAAGCUUGAAUCCUUACCCGGAGGAAUUUUCCACAGCGGCCAAAUUAAAUGCGUACUUUGUUGUGAGCUUCCUUUCACUCUCGUACUGCGUGCUCGGUCAGUGCGUUUACGUUUGGAAGGAGACCACCGAGAAGAGGUCCGAAGGCGUGGCCACUCUGAUGGAGGAAGUGGCCACCCAAAUCGCCUGCACCGGAUUCUGUGUGAUUGGACUGCAGAAGAUGUUUGUGUUGGCUUAUCACAGGAACAGGCUGGCGCGGAUUCUAGCGGAUUUCCACGCUGAUUGGAAGGAGAAGGAACGCAUUCCUACCCAGCGGGACUUCUGCCAGAGGAAUCUCCGGUCGACAGUAACCAUCGCCACCUGCGCUGCCAUAAUGAACAUCGUCAUGGUUUCGGCCUUCAAUUUCCUGCCCAUUCCGGAGAUGAUUUUUGCCGCUAGCCGUUCCGACGUAUGGAAACGUCAGCUGCCCUACAAAAUAUGGUAUCCAUGGGAUUCGACCAAGGGCUGGAUUUACUACCUGAUGUACACGUUCGAAGUGUACGCCGGACUCAUCGUGGCGAUUGGAAACGUGACGUUCAACUGUAUUUUUUGCUUGGUCGCUGCUCAUCUCUCGGUACAACUGAAUCUGCUAGCCAAAUCACUGGAAGGCAUCAUUGCGGGAGAGCCCAGCGAGUGGGAUGUCGUGGAGGAUAAACGAUUAAGCUUGGCCUCUGCCGUCGAACGACACCAGAAACUUUUAGGCUACAAACACUCGCUGGAGACCAUCUUCAGCUUCACAAUCUUUAUUGUUUUCGCUAGCGCCUCAAUCAUAAUCUGCUUUCAAGGAAUCAUGAUGACGACCUCGACGGCUUACAUUGUGGCAAAGUUUUUACUAUUCUUCAUUUGCGUGCUGCUGGAGAUCUUCUUCCUCUGCCAUUACGGGAAUAAAAUUUUACGAAGUAGUGAAGAUGUCGGAAUCGCUGCGUACAAAUGCCUCUGGUACCAGGUGGAACGGGGUGGCAAUGCGACCUUCCGCAAGGAUUUAAUUCCGGUGAUUGUGCGGGCCCAGAAACCAAUGGUGCUAAUGGCGUGGAAGUUCUGGCCGAUUACCAUUAAGACAUUUGGGAUGGUGCUGAAUGCGUCAUACUCGUACUUCACCCUGCUAAGAACUGUUUACAAAUGAAGCUGUUCAAUGUAUCAAGUGAAUCGGUGAAACGGGCGACUACUCACAAAUAACUAUUUUUUAUUAAGCCGUAAACAAAUUAAACAAACGCAAUGUACCGUCACACCUCACCUCAUAGCUCAACAUUUGUUAAUUGAAGCUUUGAUAGAAAAAUCUGAACUCGUUCGUUUAAGGUAGUAUUAUCAUCAAACAGCCUUCUUCGUAAAGGUGCAUUUGUGCACCCAAAGUUAAUUUUUAGCACAUGUUCUGGCAUCCCGAUUUAUUACAUUAAAUGAGCUGAAAGAUAACAUAAAAAGUUCUACUCCCCAAUACAUGUAUAUCAUUUGUAUAAUAUAUAUGCUAGAGCCAAUAUAAGGGAGCGAAACAGGAGACACAUUUAAAUGAAAGCAUAUGAAAGCUUUUCGUAUAGUUUGCCAAAUACACGGCCCAGACAGAGAAAGAUAUAUUCUCGUUCAUGUUCUUCUUUAUCGUCUUAGAAAACACCUUCCAACUUCAUUUUAUGAUGAGGUGUAAUAUUACCACGCACCUUUAUAAUAACG